AUGGAGAGGAAGAGGAGGAGGACAGACAAGAAGCUGAGGAUGAAGAGCAGGGAGGACAAAUCCCCACAGCAGAACCUUGUGGAAGAAGCUGUUUUGAGCAGCUCCACAGCACAGGAAUCCAACGGAGAGGAAAAACCCCGGAGAUCCCGCACGAGGAGGGGCUGCAAACGCAGUUCUCAGGGAUCUGAGGGGGAAAGGCCCACCCUGGACUGGGGAGGCACCUGGAGCUCAGAGCUGGUGGUCCAUGAGCAGCUUCAGAGUAAGGAGAAGCCCCAGAAGUGCUUGAAACAUGGGAAGAGCUUCAGCCAGAAAUCCAACCUGAUCUGCCACAUGAGAAUCCACACAGGGGAGAGGCCCUAUAUAUGUGAGGAGUGUGGGAAGAGCUUCAGACGGAGAUCCAACUUGACUGUCCACCUGAGGAGCCACAUCAAGGAGAGGUCUUACAAAUGUGAGGAGUGUGGGAAGAGCUUCAGCCAGAUCUCCCACCUGACCGUCCACAUGAGGAGGCACACUGGGCAGAAACCGUACGAGUGUGAUAAAUGCAGAAAGGGGUUUCAGACCAGCUCUGAUCUCCUCAGGCACCAGCACACUCACACAGAGGAGAGGCCCUUCCUCUGCCCCGACUGUGGGAAAGGCUUCAAGUACAACUCCUCCCUUGUCAGCCACCAGCACAUGCACACCCGGGAGAGGCCCUAUGAGUGUCCUGAGUGUGGGAAGAGAUCCACCCACGAGUCGAACCUGAUUGUCCACAAGAGGAUCCACACUGGCGAGAGGUCUUACGAGUGUGGGGAGUGUGGGAAGAGCUUCUGCCAGCGCUCCCACCUGAUCUACCACCUGAGGAGCCACACUGGGGAGAAGCCCUAUGAGUGUGAUAAAUGCAGGAAGAGGUUUCAUACCAGCUCUCAUCUUGUCAGGCACCAGAGGAUUCACACGGAUGAGCGGCCCUUUCGCUGCCCUGACUGCGGGAAGGGCUUCAGGGACAACUCCACCCUCGUCACCCACCAGCGCAUCCACAGCGGGGAGAGGCCCUAUGAGUGUCCGGAGUGUGGGAAGAGCUUCUCUCAGAGCUCUAUCUUGAGCAGACACCAACGCGUCCACAGCGGGGAGAGGCCCUACGAGUGUCCUGAGUUUGGAAAGAGCUUCACCCAGAACUCCACCCUGACUGCCCACCUGAGGACCCACACGGAGGAACGACCCUAUGAGUUUGCAGAGUGUGGGAAGAGCUUCAGGACGAGCUCUGAACUGACCAUCCACCAGAGAAACCACACUGGGGAAUGGCCUUUUGAGUGUGGGGAAUGUGGGAACAGCUACCAGAGGAGAAGCCACCUGACCUGCCACAUGGAAGUCCACACAGGGCUGGAACAGCCCUACAAAUGUGGGCAGUGUGGGAAGAGCUUCAUGUCAAAGUCCCACCUGAUUGGCCACCAGAGGAUCCACACUGGGGAGACGUCCUAUGAGUGUGUUAAAUGCAAGAAGAGGUUCCAGACCAGCUCCUUUCUCCUCCUGCACCAGCAGCUUCACACAGAUGAGAGGCCCUUCCGCUGCCCUGACUGCGGGAAGGGCUUCAAGUAG
Zonotrichia leucophrys gambelii is the source of this 1572-nucleotide messenger RNA. RefSeq names its product zinc finger protein OZF-like. Gene Ontology annotation, biological process: regulation of transcription by RNA polymerase II. The coding region runs from base 1 to 1572 and encodes 523 amino acids. The record is from RefSeq and is a predicted model, not a curated record. NCBI's taxonomy places the organism in Eukaryota, Metazoa, Chordata, Aves, Passeriformes, Passerellidae. Gene Ontology annotation, molecular function: RNA polymerase II cis-regulatory region sequence-specific DNA binding; DNA-binding transcription factor activity. The transcript is spliced from 3 exons.